Lotus japonicus is the source of this 2799-nucleotide messenger RNA. Its product is annotated as phosphatidylinositol 4-kinase gamma 5-like. The coding region runs from base 531 to 2453 and encodes 640 amino acids. NCBI's taxonomy places the organism in Eukaryota, Viridiplantae, Streptophyta, Magnoliopsida, Fabales, Fabaceae. The transcript is spliced from 2 exons. The record is from RefSeq and is a predicted model, not a curated record.
UCAGAACACAACACAAUCCAGAAACUCAAGAAAAAAAACCAGAGCAAGAUAAAACGAGUUGCAACCCAUCCGAGUCGACUCGGACGCGUUGCUGAAUCGCUCUCUGACUCGUUCUUCUCUUCUUUCAUCGAUUUGGGGGUUUUUUUGUUUUCUCUCUCAAUUGAAUCGGUGUUCGUGGAUGUUGUUGUUUCCUCAAUCACGUUCAACAGAUCUACCUUCCAUUGCAGCGAGUUCGAAUUUCGAAGGUUGAGCUAGGUCGACGCUGUUCAAUCUUGAUUCGCUUCAUAAAGAUUUCGUUUUGUGUUCUGUGGCCAUAUAUGGGCGUGAUGGCUUUUUCGAUGUAGCAUAUUCGCCCGGUGCCUAUUUAAUUUCCUUGUUUGGAUUUUUGGGUUCUUCAUCUUUUUGAGAUUGGGAUUGGUUGUUAGCUCGGAUUUUCAUUGAUUGAUGAUUGUGGGGUUGCGAGGACUUGUUCUUGCGCAAUCACCAUUGGUUGGUUCUGAAAAGAAGCUUCCUUCCUUCUGGGCUGGUUCAUGUCGCGGAAACUAGAGAGCCCUGUUCAGACCCAGAUGGCUGUUGCGUUGAUGAGGAGUAGUCCCCUUGGGGGAGAGUAUCAUGGGAGCCAGAGGCAACUUGCUGGUAGGAGACGUGUGUUUGUGCAGACUGACAAGGGUUGUGUGCUUGGCAUGGAUUUGGAACGCGGGGACAAUGCGCACACCGUGAAGAGGAGGUUGCAGCUUGCUCUCAAUGUUCCGGUGGAAGAGAGCUCACUCACUUUUGGGGAUGUUGUAUUGAAGAAUGACCUUAGCGCUGUUCGGAACGAUUCCCCUCUUCUCUUGACGAGGAAUCUUCUGCAUCGAAGCUCUUCCACUCCGUGCUUGUCCCCCACUGGAAGGGAUAUCCAGCAGAGGGAUAGGAGUGGUCCUAUUGAGAUAUUGGGGCAGUCCAAUCGCCUUGAUCGGAUGAAACAGACGGUGAAGGACAUUGUGAAGGCUAUUAAGAUGGGGAUAGAUCCAGUUCCUGUUCAUGGUGGACUUGGGGGUGCUUACUACUUCAGGAACUUCCAGGGGGACAGUGUUGCAAUUGUGAAACCCACUGAUGAGGAGCCUUUUGCCCCUAACAACCCGAAAGGUUUUGUUGGUAAGGCUCUUGGUCAACCUGGGCUGAAGCGUUCGGUCCGGGUUGGGGAGACCGGGUUUAGAGAAGUUGCAGCUUAUCUUCUUGACUACGAUCAUUUUGCAAAUGUGCCUCCCACUGCCCUGGUGAAGGUGACUCACUCGAUCUUCAAUGUCAAUGAUGAGGUCGACAACGGGAACAGCUUCAGAAAGAAGAGGCUGGUUAGCAAGAUUGCGUCUUGCCAGCAGUUCAUACCUCAUGACUUUGAUGCCAGUGAUCACGGGACAUCAAGCUUCCCGGUUGCUUCUGUGCAUCGUAUAGGGAUAUUAGACAUUAGGAUUCUUAACACGGAUAGGCAUGCUGGAAACUUGUUAGUUAGAAAAGUUGGUGAUGGCAUUGGGACUUUUGGCCAGGUCGAGUUGAUUCCUAUUGAUCAUGGGCUCUGCCUGCCAGAAACUUUGGAGGAUCCUUAUUUUGAGUGGAUUCAUUGGCCUCAGGCUUCAAUUCCAUUUUCUGAGGACGAGCUUGCCUACAUUGCUAAUCUUGACCCCAGUCGUGAUUCUGAGAUGCUGAGAAGGGAACUGCCCAUGAUUCGAGAUGCUUGUCUCAGGGUGUUGGUACUCUGUACCAUUUUCCUCAAGGAAGCUGCUGCUUUUGGUCUUUGUCUUGCUGAAAUCGGUGAAAUGAUGACUCGGGAGUUCCGCGGUGGUGAGGAGGAACCCAGUGAACUUGAGGUUGUUUGUUUGGAGGCAAGGAAGUUGUUGUCUGAAAGGGAGGAACUAUCUCCUCGCACUGAGGUGGGAGAUGAUGAGUUCCUAUUUGAUAUAGACUAUGAAGAUGUUGGAUCAUAUUUCACUCCAAAGGUGGCAAUUGAUGAACCUCUAGCAAAAGCAACUUCUUUGCCUGCUCUGGGCUAUGGGCAUGCUCGCAACCCACUUUCCAAAUUGGAUGAGAGCCUUGAGGAGGGAGAGGAGGAAAGUGAUGGAGAAUCUCCUAGUCCUCAGGAACUUGUUACUUUCUCUGCUCAAGAAAGAAUUCCCACUAUUUCAGAUCUCUCCUUGUCCCUGAAGAAUACCAUGUUAGCCGAGAAAAACCAGAAAUAUCCUGGAGCAAAAGCGGAUAAUGGAUAUGUUUUGAAUUCAUCAUCUGGUCAUAAGAGUGCCAAUGAGCAGCUUCCUGCUAGCAUAAGCUUUGUGAAGCUCGCUGAUAUGACUGAGGAUGAAUGGACAUUGUUCCUGGAGAAGUUUCAAGAGCUGCUGUAUCCGGCAUUUGCUAAGAGGAAAUCCAUAACCUUAGGUCAGAGGUCUCUGCAGAGGCUCGGUACUUCGUGCCAGUUUUGAAGUUGAGCAAUACGUUGGCUUGAUAGAGAGAACUAUAGGAUGAAGAAUAAGGCUUUAUAGGUUUCCGGGAAUGAAGGAUUGUUAGGAUAGUUCUGGUUUAUGAGAUUUGGAUGAGUGCUUAGUUGGGAGCGAUGGUAGGAAGAAAAGGACUCGCUGUAAAUAUUGCUUGGCCUCAGCUAAGCGGUGAGCCGAUUAGCUGCUUGUAUUUUUUUUUAUGAUUUCAUUUCUUUUUUUCGUUUUUUGCCUCCCUCUUAUCUGACUUGUCUGAUAAAUAAUUUGUAGGAUAAAUUUGUGAAAUGAAAGUUAUGUAUAUAAUGAAUGAUAUGUAGUAUCCUUUUACCUUUUA